This is a messenger RNA of Acanthopagrus latus (yellowfin seabream), 7383 nucleotides long. RefSeq names its product leucine-rich repeat containing G protein-coupled receptor 4 (gene lgr4). Gene Ontology annotation, molecular function: G protein-coupled receptor activity; protein binding. Gene Ontology annotation, biological process: G protein-coupled receptor signaling pathway. NCBI's taxonomy places the organism in Eukaryota, Metazoa, Chordata, Actinopteri, Spariformes, Sparidae. Gene Ontology annotation, cellular component: membrane. The record is from RefSeq and is a predicted model, not a curated record. Bases 1481 to 4417 code for a protein of 978 amino acids. The transcript is spliced from 18 exons.
UACCCAAACUGUCUCCACCUGACACUAAACCACUGUGUUGGGCCUUAUUGCUAUUCUUUAAGUGUAUAUUGUAAUUUUUAUUCCACUACAUUGAUCUGUUAACUUUAGUUACCAGUUACUUUGCAGACUGCAUGCAUGGGAUAAGGUGCACGUGUACACAAAUAUAUAUAUAUCUUUAUGAGAUACAAAUAUAAGUACAGACUGUAAAGGGUUUAUUGUUGUUUAACUGUUUUAUUAUGUUGUUUAUAAUUGCCAGUACAAUACUUCUGAUAGAUAUUUUAAGACUUUAACCCUGGUACUUUUUGAAGCUUAUAGGUGAGUAGACUACUAUUUCUUACCAGAUUUAUUUAUUUAUUUAUUUUCACUUUUACUCAGCUGUUACUUUUGGCUACUUUUUUCACCCAGUAAUUACACUUUAAGUACAGUAUUCAAGUAAAUUGUAUUUAAUUACACUCCACCACCACUACACUAAGUAAAAACUCUUAUGUUACUUUUUCCACCACUGCUGAUGCACACAACAGCAAAAAGAAAAAGUGGCUCUUGUGGUUGAGAAGUGGUUAGUAGUUGUUUUCCAAGGAAUUACCGGCUCAUUACUUGUACAGGACUCCCAGGCAUGCGUUCACAGGAUUUUCUUUCUUUCUUUCUUUCUUUUUUGUACUUUGUAAGUCGUAGCUGGUGGGAGUGCAGUGUGUUUGGCAGACCCUGCAGCUGCUGCUGCUGGUGGUGGUGUUGGUGGUGCAGGUUUCAGUGUUGCACAGGCCGGGCCCACUGCUGCAGGUUGUCCGGUAGGGUGCCUGCCGAGCUACAAGCGUGCUGUUGAUGUCUGGAGCAGAGGAGGGGAGCGUGAGGAAUGGCUGAAAACUGACGGUGAGCUCCUGUUAGGAAACAAAAAAAAAAAAAAAAAAAAACCCAGCACGGUUCAUGACUGUCCGGUACGUUUAACUGGAGAUUUCACUACCCCUCCUCCGCACCAAACCAACCGGGACAACCGCAUUGAGAGCCACCGCUUUUUUUUUCUUGGUUGUGGCGUUACUUAAUGGGACAACGAAAACGCAAGAAAACGCAAGGUAGGCUACCGCUCCUGUCGCCAGCCCCUGCUACUUUUAUUUUCAUGGACUCGUACGACACACACACACGGGGGGCUUUGAGAAAAUGUUUCACGACAAGGUAGUAGCCCGCUCGAAGACACCGCCGGGCUGCUGACCGUGUGGACCGUGUGUCUCGGUGUGUGUCGGUGAAUGUAUGAGCAGCUCGGACGUUAGGUUUUUUGUUUUGAAAAAAAGCGUCGGUUAGGCUUCAUCUCCUCAUGCCCCAACCGACCGACCACAUGAGAAGAAGAAGAAGUCGACGUCCGGAAUAGGUUCAACCACAAAACAACCCCCCCUUCCACCCUCCUCCUCCUUCUCCACUACCUUCUUCUUUUAUUUAUUUAUUUUUUGUUGAAAAUCGCUUUUCACCUGAACCGACGAGGAGGAACAAAAUGCGUGUGGAUUUGUUCUGGAUAUGUUUGUGGUGUUUCCUUCGUCCUGGUGCCGCCGGUCAAGGGCAGUCGGCGGCCGUUUGUUCGCCCUCAUGCAGCUGCGAUGAAGAUGGGGGUGCAGACUGCUCCGGGAGAGGGCUGACCACCGUCCCGACCGGGCUCAGUGCUUUCACCUACUACCUUGACCUGAGCAUGAACAACAUCACUGAGCUUCCAGCAUAUGUAUUCAAGGACUUCCCCUGUCUGGAAGAACUGCGGCUUGCGGGGAAUGACCUGUCAUUCAUCCACCCUGAAGCCCUGUCUGGACUUCAUCAGCUCAAAGUCCUGAUGCUCCAGAAUAAUCAGCUGAAGACGGUGCCCAGUGCCGCCCUGAAGAACCUUCAGUCUCUCCAGUCUCUUCGUCUGGAUGCAAACCAUAUUACUACAGUUCCAGACGACAGUUUCGAAAGCCUUCAGCAGCUGCGUCACCUCUGGUUGGAUGAUAACAACCUGACGGAGGUCCCCAUCAGUUCUCUGAGACACCAGGCGAACCUUCAGGCUCUAACGUUGGCGCUCAACCGCAUCUCGUACAUACCAGACAACGCCUUCGCCAAUCUCACCAGUCUAGUUGUGCUGCAUCUUCACAACAACAGAAUUAAGGAGAUAGGAGACAACUGUUUUGCUGGGCUGGUGAACCUGGAGACUCUAGAUCUUAACUUCAACAACCUGAUGGUAUUUCCUAAAGCAAUAGAGGCCCUGCCUAAACUGAAAGAACUUGGGUUUCACAGCAACGAUAUUGCUUCCAUACCUGAAGGGGCCUUCCAUAACAACCCCCUGCUGCGAACCAUACAUCUCUAUGACAACCCCCUGUCAUUCGUGGGUGCUUCAGCUUUCCAGAACCUGUCUGACCUGCAUUCACUGAUGUUGCGAGGGGCCAGCAUGAUGCAGGACUUCCCCAUCCUCACGUGGACUAAUAACCUUGAGAGUCUGACCCUGUCAGGAACCAAGAUAUCGUCCAUCCCUGCUGAUCUUUGUGAGGAUCUCAAGUUGCUUCGAACACUAGACCUGUCCUACAAUGAGAUCAAGGAGUUACCGGCCCUGCAGGGAUGUGUCCAACUGCAGGAGAUAAGCUUUCAGCACAACCAUAUUCAGCAAAUUGAUAGGGACACUUUCCAAGGUCUCUCUGCUCUCCGUUUACUAGACUUGAGUAGAAAUGAAAUCAGAGUCAUCCACAGAGAUGCUUUCCUCACCGUCACCGCACUCACCAACCUAGAUCUGAGUAUGAACUCUCUGACUGUGAUUCCAACGACUGGACUGAGCGCACUCAGUCAGUUGAAGCUCUCAGGGAACCCGCAGAUGAAAAAUGUGCUGACUGCAAAAAAUCUGCCCAAACUCAGGUCCAUUUCGGUCCCGUACGCCUACCAGUGCUGUGCAUUUGUUGGAUGUGACUCAAUGACGAGUUCUUCUGAGGAAAGUGACAUAAAGAAAUCUACAGGUGGGGAGGAUGUGGAAAGAAUCUCAAUGAUUAUGCAUUGCUCUCCUUCACCAGGAGCCUUCAAGCCUUGUGAGCACUUGUUGGGUAACUGGAUGAUCCGUCUCACAGUCUGGUUCAUCUGCCUGGUGUCGCUGGUCUUUAACAGCUUGGUGCUCGUGGCCACCUUCUCCCCCACACACCAAGCUGCAGGCCACUCGCACUCCUUCACCCCGUCACUCUCUCCAGCCAGGCUGCUGAUGGGGCUGCUGGCCCUGGCCAACCUGCUCACAGGCCUGUAUGUCGGCGUGCUGACUGUGCUCGAUGUUGCUACUUGGGGCUCCUUUGCUGAGUUCGGUGUGUGGUGGGAGAUGGGGCCUGGCUGUCAAAUCACUGGAGCGCUGGCCGUCUUCUCAUCAGAGUGGGCUGUCUUGUUACUGUCACUGGCUGCCGUGGAGCGCAGUGUGGCUGUGCGGACGAUUCUCGGGAAGGUUAUGAUGUCACCCAGGAGGAAUGGCGGCAGCUACCGCGGGUGCUGGAGGGGAGAUCGGCGCUUCAGCCUGGCUGCAGGACUACUGGGGCUGCUAGCUGCUGCUGGAGCCUGCCUGCCUCUCCUUACGUCCAGUGACCAGUCGGCCUCUCCGCUCUGCCUGCCUUUUGCUGGUGGUGAGAGUCCAGCUCUGAGUGUUACAGUCGUUCUGGUGCUGCUGAACGCGCUGGCCUACCUGUUCACUGCAGCUGUCUACACCCAGCUGUACUGCCACCUGGGCAGGGUGGAGCUGGCAGAUCCAGAGCAGACGGGUGCCCUAAGACAUGUAGCCUGGCUCAUCUUUACCAACUGCAUCUUCUUCUGCCCCGUUGCCGCCUUCUCCUUCGCCCCUCUCUUGACUGGCUCUACAGCCGGCGGCCCGGAGAUCGCCAAGUCUGUCACCCUAAUUUUUUUCCCGCUGCCUGCGUGCCUGAACCCAGUGCUGUACGUCUUCUUCAGCCCGGCCUUCAGAGAGGACUGGCUGAGACUGCGUGGCCGUGGAGGUUUGAGCAGGGAAGUGAAGGCUGGUACGGAAAGUCAUGAGGACGAUGGAGGCGGAGGGUCGGAGCUCACGGAUGGAGGCUCCUCCACCCAUGUGGGCUUUGACUGUGGGGUUUACUCGCAGCUCUGUGGAGAGACAGUUGUUUGUGAGCAGUGUGAGGCUGCACUGCAUGCCAGGACCUGCUCUUCUCCCUCAUCCUCCACAGUCUGUAGACACUUGGUGAAGUCUCAUAGCUGUCCCACCCUCCUGGUGGGAGCUGCAGUCUGCCAGCGCACCGAUGGGUUUUGGGCAGACAGCGGCACGCCCUCUGCUCAGUCCGAGUAUGCAGAUGAGGGGGACUCAUUUGUGUCGGACAGCUCAGACCAGGUUCAGGCCUGUGGCAGGGCCUGCUUCUGUCAGAGCAGAGGCCUUCCUCUGGUACACUACUCAUACAACAUACCUCGAGUCAAGGACUAAGGACGCUUCAGAGUGCCAGUACGUCUGUAUGCACAGAUCUCUGUCAUGUGAAUUUAGAUGCUACAAGAAAACAUUUUUAUAUCAAACGAGAACAUGUGCCAACUACCCUACUAAAAGACUAUUCAGCGAGCACUUAUAUUUGUAAUUACUGAGUAAACAGAGAUGCAACCAAUCAUUUAAAGGGAACUUGGAAUGCUUUUUGAACUUAGGCAACAUUUCCAAGUGAGCUGAACUGAGCACAUCGUGUCACAAACUGGUCGACAAAGGAUCUCGCAAAGGAAAAUCUUGCCACCAGUGCCUGCCUCUUGCUUUCAGUUUGAUUUCAGGAUGUUGCAGUCAAAGAAUUUGCGAUUUUCUGUUUCACCUGUACUUAUAAGCUUUUUUCAUUUUAAAUUGUUAGACAUGUUGUCCUUUUUUAAAACUUCUUCACUGCAACUGUUGAUUUUAUACUUUGAUUUUUUUGUUUCUUUUUUUACAUAAAUGUAGCAAAUGUAAUAAUCAGCCUAGACUUUUCUGUGUGAAUGUAACUUCCAUGUGGUCCUCACCCACCAGGGGGGAAUAAUGUAACAUCAGCAAUAACUUCUGCCCCCACUUGCCUGUGACCGUAAUCCACCGGCGUGAGAAUGGUAUAAGUAAAUUGCAGUCUAUAAUAAACACUUCUUUGCUUUAAGUCACUAAGACAAAAAAUGUGAUAAAAGUAGCAGAUAUCACUGUUUUAGCAACAACUAUGCUUGGUGGUGGUGAAACAUUGUUAUUUAUUGUUUGAGCAGCAGGAGUGUCCGGGUAGAGACGAUUUCAGGUGUACGAACGGUGGCCUUUGAAUGAUAACAAUAUAAACUAAGCAUUCACCAAAACAACAGCAGCUCUCUAAGUUUAACUUUUCAUAAAGACCACACUGGUUUGGUCAUUAUUUUCAUUAGUCUGGAGAAUUAUUCCAGUUAUUUUAAAUCUAGGCCUUAUUUUUUGAGUUUUUGCCAUCAGGCUGUGUGAUUAGGAUCCAACUUUUUAUUUCCUAACCGCAGAGCCGCAAUGUUCCGUUUGUCAGAGGGCCAAGAGACAAAUCAAACCCAACAAACAGAAAACUUUUUUUUGGCUGACAGAACAAUUGUUGGCUCAUUGCUCUGUUGAACACAACGUGUUUUUGUUUGGUGUAAUCUGUUUUAAAUUAGAGUAUCCUGUGAUUAAAAGUAUUAAUUCCAGUCAUCACAUCAAAAAGUACAAAGGAAUUGUUUGAUAUUUUCGGAAAUGUGCUUAAAUGUUCUUGAAGCUCACUUGCACUUAACUCUGUAUGCUUAGUGUGAAGCUACAGACAGCUGCUCGUUGUCUGAGAUUAGCAAACAGACUGGAGGAGGAGGGAAACAGCUAACCUGUUUAAUCUAUUCAAAACCUGAAGGAUUAAACAAACGAGAUAUCAUGUGGUGAUCAGUGAGCUUUAGAUGUGCUGGUGGGUGGAUUAAGUCACUUUUGGACUGUCGGACUGUUUCCCAUGGGGCUCAGACUUGAUGCUAAGCUAAGUUAACUGCUGUAGUUAACUGUAGCUCCAUAAUUAGCAUACAGAUCAAGUUGGAUCGUUAAUCUUAUCUAACUGGGCACGAGGCUUUGGUUUCAUUUCGCCCCACAAAUCGUAGAUAAUAACUGUAGUUGUAAGGACUAUAAUUGCUGUAAUGAUAAUAAUGAUAUUAAUAAUAGCAGAAUUUGGUUCGAUUCUUAUCAAUCGGGAAAGCCAAAACAAGAAACCAACUGUACUCAUGCCAGUUGAUCUUAUGAGAAGAGUAAUGGCUGACGUACGAUUCUGGUUGAUUUUAAACACAAUCUGGCUCGUAAGCAACAAGUUAAACACAUGAAAGCCUUCCAAGUCAAACACGUGAAUGUAAUCCCACUCUUCCACUUCUUCCAAUUUAAAUGUGAAGGCAGCACAAGACUGGCAGCCAGCUGAGUCAACAAGUAAAAGUACACGCGGAGCCAAAAAGUAUGAAACGGAGCAUUAUAAUGGAAAUGUGGGUGAUCGUUAUUCAACCACAGAUAUUUAAAGACAAGUAUCUGCAGUUUUUCGUGUUUGCGUGCUAUGUGGGCAGUCUGUGUACCUGUCAAGGUUCUUGGAGCUCUACAGUGAACUAAUUGUCCAAAUUAUAACCAGAAUAAAUCGGCAUGAAAGCAGUAGAAUAAGGCCUAUGAUUUGAAAUAAUAAGAAUUAUCUUUAAUUCACUGCCUCCAGAGUGACUCAAACAUGUUGCUCUUCUGCUCUCUUUACUUCUGCUGUCUCCUGUAUAACCCUGUUUUAUUUUACAGCUCAUCAGAAGAGCAUUAUUGUAUUGUAAAGGACAUAAUGCAGAUCUCUUCCCACCCCGAGAGCUGACCUGAGUGAGACUGUGUGACGAGGGAUUGACUGAUGUUCGGUGUGCUGGAGCGUGACUGCACACAGUAAAGGUGGAUACACCCUUGGUGCAUGUAUCCACAAGUGCACGUCAUGUGAGUGCUCAGGAAUUUAGGCGAUGUAGAGAAACGUUUCCUUCCACCAGCGAGACAUUCUCGUGUCCUCGUAAUGCACCAUUUAAUUUUAAUCUUUUGGGUUUUAUUAUCUGUAUUCAUGCAGGCGUUGUCUCGACUGGGUGUGUCAAUACUUGCACCAACCAAAAUGUCCGUUGAUUGUCUGAGAUGUCUGAUGUCCCAUCUGGUGAAAAUGUACAAAAGUCCUUAAGUAGUUUGGUUUCUGUUUUUUUUUUUUGUUGUUGUUGUUUCGUUUUUGUAUUUGUAUGUAAAUUAUUUGAAAACAAGUAAUCAAAAAUGGGAUGCUAACUAAGGAAGCUACCUCCUCAACUGUAGUGGCUACCAGCAGUGCUUUGUAAAUGAAAAGUUUGUUUUUAUUUGUUUUUUUUGUUUUUUUUUUUGGUUGUACAUCAUAAUUUUAGAUAAGCGCAAAUUGUGGGAGGAAUCUUAUGUACUGUAUACUGUGAUUUUUUUUUUUU